Molecule: messenger RNA, 2770 nt
Organism: Dendronephthya gigantea
Lineage: Eukaryota; Metazoa; Cnidaria; Anthozoa; Malacalcyonacea; Nephtheidae
Product: PC3-like endoprotease variant B
Exons: 3
Coding region: 261-2315 (684 amino acids)
Biological process (GO): protein processing
Cellular component (GO): Golgi membrane; trans-Golgi network
Molecular function (GO): serine-type endopeptidase activity
Source: RefSeq, a predicted model, not a curated record
AGUUUGAAAAUAAUGACUUAGACUUCACGGUAUGUAGGAGGUUCUCAAUAAUGCCAAAUUUACAUAAUAAUUGAUGUUUCGUACGUUGCCGACUUCCCACACAUCAUAAACUAAUGAUAUGCUCAAUGCAAAUAAGUACAGUUGAAACAAGACGACAGCAGCUGAAGGAAACAGACGAUUUUGUUAUAUCGACAUAUCACGGGAUAAUCGUGCUAGCUUUUCUUUAAAAGAAAGGCUAGCUACUAUUUAUUAACGCUUAGAUGUUUUGUAAAGUAUUAUUGUUGAAACUAUUCUUCCUGGUAGCAGUAUAUACCCACCAAGAUGAAUACUCAUUGAAUGACGAUUUUAAUUUCGAGAGCGGAUCUAACAGCGAUGAAGAAGGCAACGAAUACUCUGACAUUUGGGCAGUUGAACUAGCUGAAGGCGCUGAUCCUGAUGAAGUAGCCAGGGCGAAUGGAUUUAGGAAUAAAGGUCCGAUCAAUAAGAGAAGCUUUUAUGAAUUCGUGUACGCUGGACCCUCAAAGCAUCUUGAAAAACGUACAAGCCGUCGCCAUAUUAAAAGAAUACACCGUAAACUUUCUGAUCAUCCUCACGUGAAGUGGUUUGAAAGGCAGUUAAUUUUACAGCGAGUUAAGCGUUCUCUGGUCUUCAAUGAUCCCAAAAUUGAAUUUGAAUGGUAUAUUCGGAAUACUGGCAAAUAUAAUAGUGGUCUCAAAGGUUAUGAUCUGAACAUUUGGUCAGUUUGGGAACUUGGUUAUACAGGCAAAGGAGUCAAAGUCUCAGUUUUAGAUGAUGGUCUAGAUCACACUCAUCCCGAUAUAAAGGCGAAUUACGAUCCACAUGCUAGUUAUGAUUUUAAUGGUGAAGACCCCGACCCAUUUCCCCGAGAUAGUGAUCCCUACAAUGCCCAUGGUACGAAAUGUUCUGGAGAAAUCGCUGCAGUCGCAAACAACAGUGUUUGUGGGGUAGGCGUGGCAUAUGAGGCAAGUAUCGGUGCUGUAAGAAUGUUGGACGGCAAGGCAACGGAUGCAUUGGAGGCCAAAUCGUUAGGCUUUAGAAAUGAUUACAUUGAUAUCUAUUCAUGCUCCUGGGGACCCAAAGAUGAUGGAAAAACAUUCGGUCGGCCUGGAAAACUGGCGAAAGAGGCUUUUGUAAAGGGAGCAACUCAUGGCCGUCAAGGAAAAGGGAAUAUCUACGUGUGGGCCACUGGUAAUGGUGGUCUAGUUGGAGAUGAUUGCGACUGUGAUGGUUACACGACCAGUAUAUAUAGCCUGUCUAUUGGUGCUAUCAGUGAUCAUGGUUUAUCGACCUACUAUGAUGAAAAAUGUGCAUCCACUAUUGCUGUAGUAUUUACAGCUGACAGCCAUCGUGGAUCGAUCUUUACCGGAGAUAAACUCAUCACAACUGGUCUUCAUCAUAAUUGCGAGAGUACGUUCAGGGGAACAUCUUCAGCCGCUCCACUUGCCGCGGGAAUUAUUGCUUUACUUCUUCAAGCCAAUCCGAAUCUCACCUGGCGUGAUGUACAACAUAUUGUCGUGAACACCGCCAAGAAAACAAGUCCUAUGGACGAGGGAUGGAAAAAGAAUGGCGCCGGCUAUGAAUUUAACCACAAGUUCGGGUUUGGAAGAAUGGAUGCACUUGCAAUGGUUCAAGCAGGUCUAAAAUGGAAGAAUGUACGACCACAACAUAUCUGUAAAGUACUUGGUAAACAAAAGAAUGUUCCAAUUCCUCAUCGUGGUGAAGCUGUGGUUCAUCUCACAACAACCGGGUGUCGAGGACAAGACAACGAAAUCAAAAAGGUUGAGCAUGUCGAUAUUACCGUUACAUUACGUCAUCGUUACCGUGGUGAUCUGAAUAUUACGGUGGUUUCUCCCAGUGGUACAUCCAGCAAUCUUUUGUCGCCAAGGAAAUAUGAUUCCUCCAAAAAGGGCCUCAAAGACUGGGCUUUCAUGACUGUCCAUUUGUGGGGUGAAAAUCCGGUCGGAGAGUGGACCCUGUACAUACGAGAUCAAGGCCACAACUCAGCUGACCAGCGGACACAAGAUAAUGAAGAUCGUUACCGUAAAAUAUUAGAUGAAAAGAAAGCCAACCGUGCGAGAGAUUUUAUCCCUGGAGCGUAUGACUUCAUGCAUGACGAGGUCCACCAUGGUCGUUACAAGGAAGAAUACAUGAGGGAUGAAAUACCUGUUGAUGAGAAACGUAAUCCGUGGAAAUUUACUGAAGAUUUCAAUGCAGAUAAUAUGUCAUCCCGGAAGAGUACUCCUGCUGGUUUUCUCCUCAACUGGAGCAUAACAUUGUAUGGAACUGAUAAAUAAUUUGAAUGUUGAUGGCAAGAAUCAAAAUUAAGUUUGUGCAGUUAGGAGAAAUUUUUGAAGCAAUGACAAAAAUUUGCCAGUUUUCAAUUCUUUUAAAUCCUCUUCCUCGACCAUCUUAGAAAAUUUCCUUGUAAACACUUACGCAUGCACUUUAUUAUUACAAUAAGUUUUUAUCCAAACGUUUUUCAGUUAUGUGAAGUUGCGUCGGCCUCAUGGACGUAAAUCCACAACAAAAUUAGUUAUAAAAGGUUAAAAACAUUGCAUUGAUCGCUGUCCUUGGAAUCCUCUAUAACACAAACUUAAUUUUUGUUCAUGCCACCCGUGCAUUUAGGUUGGGUAAAAGGACGGGAACGUCAAAGACAAAGUUAAAAUUGCGAAAAAAGGCUGCUUUCCACUUACGCGUUUUUUAUACACACGUACACGUACGGAAAAUUUUAAAUCCUUUUAAAUUUUUA